Molecule: messenger RNA, 2642 nt
Organism: Balaenoptera acutorostrata (minke whale)
Lineage: Eukaryota; Metazoa; Chordata; Mammalia; Artiodactyla; Balaenopteridae
Product: cyclin-Y-like protein 1
Exons: 16
Coding region: 157-2187 (676 amino acids)
Biological process (GO): regulation of cyclin-dependent protein serine/threonine kinase activity; regulation of canonical Wnt signaling pathway; regulation of DNA-templated transcription
Cellular component (GO): plasma membrane
Molecular function (GO): cyclin-dependent protein serine/threonine kinase activator activity; sequence-specific DNA binding; protein kinase binding
Source: RefSeq, a predicted model, not a curated record
CGGGGAGCUGGAGCCGGGCGCCGCCGGCGCCGCCGUUGCCGCCGGCGCCGCCGAGGCUUAACGUCUCGCUCGCUCGCGCAGCGGCGGCAGCAGAGGUCGCGCACAGAUGCGGGUUAGACUGGCGGGGGGAGGAGGCGGAGGAGGGAAGGAAGCUGCAUGCAUGAGACCCACAGACUCUUGCAAGCCGGAUGCCCUCUGUGGAUGAAAGAUGUAUCAUGGAAUGAACCCGAGCCAUGGAGAUGGAUUUCUAGAGCAGCAGCAGCCUCAGUACCCCCAGAGACUCUUGGCCGUGAUCCUGUGGUUUCAGCUGGCGCUGUGCUUCGGCCCUGCACAGCUCACGGGCGACUCUUGCAAGCCGGAUGCCCUCUGUGGAUGAAAGAUGUAUCAUGGAAUGAACCCGAGCCAUGGAGAUGGAUUUCUAGAGCAGCAGCAGCCUCAGUACCCCCAGAGACUCUUGGCCGUGAUCCUGUGGUUUCAGCUGGCGCUGUGCUUCGGCCCUGCACAGCUCACGGGCGGCUUCUCUGCAGAAUGUCAAACAAAGAUCGACACAUUGAUUCCAGCUGUUCGUCCUUCAUCAAGACGGAACCCUCCAGCCCGGCCUCCCUGACGGACAGCGUCAACCACCACAGCCCAGGUGGCUCUUCAGACGCCAGCGGGAGCUACAGUUCAACCAUGAAUGGCCAUCAGAACGGACUUGAUUCGCCACCUCUCUACCCUUCUGCGCCUAUCCUAGGAGGUAGUGGGCCUGUCCGGAAACUGUACGAUGACUGCUCCAGCACCAUUGUUGAAGACCCCCAGACCAAGUGCGAAUACAUGCUCAACUCGAUGCCCAAGAGACUGUGUUUAGUGUGCGGUGACAUCGCGUCUGGGUACCACUAUGGGGUAGCAUCCUGUGAAGCCUGCAAGGCAUUCUUCAAGAGGACGAUUCAAGGUAAUAUAGAAUAUAGCUGCCCUGCCACGAAUGAAUGUGAAAUCACAAAGCGCAGACGUAAAUCCUGCCAGGCUUGCCGCUUCAUGAAGUGUUUAAAAGUGGGCAUGCUCAAAGAAGGAGUGCGUCUUGACAGAGUACGUGGAGGUCGGCAGAAGUACAAGCGCAGAAUAGAUGCGGAGAACAGCCCGUACCUGAACCCUCAGUUGGUUCAGCCAGCCAAAAAGCCAUAUAACAAGAUUGUCUCACAUUUAUUGGUGGCUGAACCGGAGAAGAUCUAUGCCAUGCCUGACCCUACUGUUCCCGACAGUGACAUCAAAGCCCUCACUACACUGUGCGACUUGGCCGAUCGAGAAUUGGUGGUUAUCAUUGGAUGGGCGAAGCAUAUUCCAGACUUAGCUUUGGAACCAAACCCUUCUGACCACCCAAGGCCAAGCACAGUUUGUCUGAGCAAAUCUCAAACAGAGGUGCGGGAAAAGACGAAGAGCAACCCUUUAAACCAUGUAUCUCCAGGGCAGCUUACUAAAAAGUAUAGCUCAUGCUCAACAAUAUUUCUAGAUGACAGCACAGUCAGCCAGCCUAAUCUUAGAACCACAGUAAAAUGUUUGACCUUAGCAAUAUAUUACCACAUAAAGAACAGAGAUGCAGAUAGAUCCUUGGAUAUUUUUGAUGAGAGAUUACAUCCACUCACACGAGAAAAGGUUCCAGAGGAAUACUUCGAGCAUGAUCCUGAACACAAAGUCAUUUACAGAUUUGUUUAUACUCUUUGUAGUGCCACACAUCUAACUGCUGAAACUGCAGUAAUAACUUUGGUUUACUUAGAAAGGCUUUUAACUUAUGCUGAGAUCGACAUUUGCCCCACUAACUGGAAAAGAAUUGUUUUGGGAACCAUUCUUCUUGUCUCCGAGCUUUGGGACGAUCAGGCUGUAUGGGAUGUGGUCUACUGCCAGAUCCUCAAGGACAUUACAGCUGAGGACAUGAAUGAGAUGGAAAGGCACGUCCUGGAGCUACUUCAUUUGGACAUUAUUGUUCCUUUCAGUGUGUAUGUCAAACACUACUUUGACCUUCGCUCCUUAGCAGAUGACAACAACCUGAAUGUUCUAUUCACUCCUCUUAGCAAAGAAAGAGCACAGAGCUUAAAGGCCAUUUCCAGAUUGUGUGACGACGAAUACAAAGACGUGUGUAGAGCUGCUAUGAGAAGGUCUUUCAGCGCUGAUAAUUUCAUUGGUAUUCGGCGCUCCAAUGCCAUCCUCUCUUAAGGGAGAAGUGAGGGGUUGUAACAUCAUAAACCCCUCGAAACAAGGACUGGAGAAAUAGCACCUCUCCUGCUCAGAAACCAGCAAAGUUAGUAUUUUCACCUUAAAGAAAGACAUUGAAUUCAAGAGACUCAUGGACAAGCGAAGAUUAUGCUCAUAGGAAAGAACGGGACCUCGUCAAUGUAACACGCUCUUCUGUCCUUUUUAUUGUAAACAGAGUUACAAAAACCACUCCAAAGCUAAAAACUCCCAAUCCAUGCACAGAUAUCUGCUCCCAAUCUACACACAGAUAUCUGAUACCUGAGAACUAUCUGAGGUUUUUUAAUUAAUAGCUUAAAUUUUUAGACUUUAAAGACACUAACUAUAUAACUUCUAUGUUUUUCUUGCCUCACUGUCCCAUACUGCUGCAUAUUCCUUUAGAAUCAGUGCAGUAUUACCAUCAAAAAAUGGGACUCCAA